Chara braunii is the source of this 4360-nucleotide messenger RNA. The record is from the annotation of a GenBank genome assembly. NCBI's taxonomy places the organism in Eukaryota, Viridiplantae, Streptophyta, Charophyceae, Charales, Characeae.
UGCGGGAGGAUUCACACUGCAAUGAUAAGAUGUCGAGCUCUUGGGAUUCGGAGUACUUCGACCCUUGGGUGAGCGAAUAGGGUUGGUCGAAGCUGACAGUAGAGGAGCAAGUCGUCAUUUACGAGUCGUUGUUCACGGCGGGAGGUGUGAACGCAGUAAAGCUGGGUGCGGAGCUUGCGGGUGAUGAGCGCUUCCUCCAAGCCAUCAAGUGUUUGGGUGAUGUGGUCUUUGAGAAAUGCUCUCGAUAUUCGCUUAGUUACUGGGUCAAGUGUUCCCGGCCGAGUGCGAAUUUUUGCUUCAUCCCCCCUCCUUCCCCUGCCAUCCCUGUUUGCCCACCACCGUUUGCGUGCCCGCCAGCCUGUCCGCCACACCCUUUCUGCCCACCAGCAUGUCCGCCACCGCCAUGCCUCACACGCCUCCAGGAGCUCUCGAUCGCUUACCUCAAGAAGCACGUGGUUUCUGCCGAUUGCGAGCAUAUCGUGGAGAUUCUGGCGACUCGAAUUGCUCUCUCCCAGUGCGCCGCCCUUACCGACCAACAGAGACUUGUGGAUCAGCUUUCCUAUCUUGUUCAACCGAAGGCAUACGCCUCGAUUGCUGAGCUGUUCUGUGAUGCUCGCCCGCCUGCGGGUCUCAAACUUCCCUGUGCCGUCUGCGCGGAUCCGUGCACGCCGCCACCGGCACCGCUUCCCACUCAGGCAUGUGUGCCCCCUCCCCCUGCCCCACCGGCGUUUGUUGAGCUUGACGCUCGGCAGAGCUACUUCGUGAGUAGGAUUGUCAGCUACGUCAAAUGCUCCACGGAUGCCCCGAGGGUGAAGGAUAUGGCCACGAAGCUCGCUGGCUGUGCUGGCAUCGGGCUCACUGCGCAGCAGGCAAUCAUCGACGAGAUCGCUACCCUGGUGGAGGCGGACGGGUGGUUUGCCUUGAAGCUGAUCUUUGCCAAGGAGGUGCCUGCGGGUUUGAAGUUCCCCGAGAAAUGUGUUGCGCCUGCUGCAGCCCCUUCGGUUUGUCUUCGCCAGGCGUGCCUUACUGCCGUCCAAAUCGCGACGAUGGAGAAGAUCUCGGACCUGGUGGAGAAUAUCUGCGAUCGUGAACUUGUGCGAGGAAUGCUGUUGAAGCUUGUGGAACCGUGUCCGUCAGACUUGGACCACAAGCAGAGCCUCGUCGAUGAGGUCGUUAGAUUGGUGAAGAUCGCAGCAAGGCCGUGCCUUCCCGCGUUGUUCGUGCCAGAGCCGCCGAAGGGUUUGGUUUUCCCUGCGGGAACCUUCCAGAAGGAUCCUUGCGAGCCCAAGGUAGGGGGCGGUGUUUCGCUGACGGUGCGACAGAAGAAUGCGGUGGACUUGCUGGCGAGGUAUGCGUUGGGGGUGGGCGAAGUAGAAAAAGUCCGUGACCUGGCCACGGUGAUCGCGUGCAACAGCGACCUGACACGUGACGUGCAGCAGCAGAUCAUCGACAAGAUCGCGACGCUGGUGGAGAUCCGUGCGUACCCUGCUCUUCCCGAGUUGCUGAGCGUGGACGUGGCGAUCUCCGCGCUGGUCUUCCCUCCUGGGACGUUUGUCUCCACGUACGAGCUGGCCACCGGCGAGGCGCUGAAGGACCUGAAGAGUGCGGAGGAGAGCCUCCGGGAUCUCGUGUGCAUGUUGGGAGUGGAGGGGUACGAGAUCGGAAUGAAGGUGAAGUCGCAGUGGGCGACCUUGGAAGUGGAAGAACGCAAGAGCAUAUACAAGUCGCUGUACACGAAGGGCGGGCUGGACGCCGUCAAGGCGGCCGCUGUGUUGGGCAGUGAGGUGAACUACGUGGAGUUGCUGGCCGCCGCCGCGGGAUCGAGCGUCUGCUGCCCGGCCGUUCCUCCUGUUCCCGAGGCGGAGCUGCCCACGGCUGUGCGGAAGCUCCUGGAUAUCCUUGUUCUGCGGGCGGGCAUCGCCGGCUAUGAUCUGGGUGUGAAGAUCCUGAAGGAGUGGAAGUUUUUGAGCGCCGAGGAGCGUAAGAGUGUUUACACGGACCUCCUCCGCCUGGGUGGCGUUGAGGUUCUGGCGGCCGGCGCAAAACUCGCCCGGGAUCGCGUAUUUUUAGAGGAACUGGUCGCCGUGGGCACUAGUCUUUCGUCGAAGGCCAGCGUUGUUUGCGACACCUCGGCGGAGAAAGCCUCGCAGCAACAGCGGGAUUUGCGACAGGUGGUGGUGYUGGCCGGCGCUGCUGGAUAUGAAUUGUCCGUGAGGCUUCUGUCGGAGUCGCUCUCUGUCUCAGACAAGCGCGAUAUUUACUCAAAGCUCUUCGCAGAAGCGGGACUCGAGGCUGUUCGAUUGGGCGUGUCCCUUGCAAGGGACACCGCUUUCGUGGAAGAAUUGACGGUUAUCGUCCAGGACCUCACUGUGUUCUUGUGUAAGGGAGGGUACUUAGACGAGUGCCCCGCUCCGGCUCUUUGCGCUCCGAAGCCUGAGCAGCCCGCACCUCCGGCCUGCCAUCCCUGCGUAACUGAGUGUGUAACCAUCGCCACGGAAGUGGGAAAGGCUGCUUUGAGAGAUAUUGUUUGCAUCGCGGGCCUGCGGGGCUACGAGAUUUCCGUCCGUUUGGCGAAGGAGUCGGCCACAUUGUCGGCCACGACAAAAUUGGAGCUAUAUGGUGAGUUGCUCCGCCAGGGUGGACUCGAUGCGCUGAGGCUGGCAGCAGUGGUUGAGGGCAACCGUUGCUUCCUGGAUGAGCUGAAAAAAUUCGGUGAGGAAGAUGUUCUUUCCCAAGUGCUGUCUGCAGGCAGUGAUUCGGCGUGCGACAGACUCAGGGAGCUGAUUGGCCUGGCCAGUGUCGAAGGGUACCUCCUGGGUGUGACUUUGGUGGAGAAGAUGAGCAUGCUCAGCUUGAAGGAGAGGUGGGAGAUCUACGGCAACAUCUAUGCAUUCGGUGGGCUGGGGGCGCUGAAGGUUGCAAUUAUUGCCUCCAAAGACAAGGAGGUGGCGGAAUCUCUGAAGGAAUUUGCUGACAAGGUGAAAGUGUCGAUCGUGGAGCUCGUGCUUGAGACGGUCUGCSUUAGUUCUGCCCCGCAACACAAACCGGAGCCGCCGGCUUGCGCGGCCRCGUAUGCCUGUUGUGCUCCGCCGGCCGUCGUCGCAUCUCCUGCUUGCCUCUCAAUUCCACAACGCGAGGCUCUGAACUCCGAACAGAAGAGAAUAAUCUUGGGGCUUUACUACCUGGCAGGCGAGGAUGAGCGAGUUAAGAUUUACGCAACGCAGCUUGCUGAGGAAGGAAAGGGGCUUAGCGAGGAGAGUAAGAGGAAGAUUAUCGGCCACAUAAUCUGUCGGACAGGGCUUGACGGCGUGGACCUUGUGCAAGCUCUAAUCGAGGGGAAGUGUGUGGCUUUCCRGUGAAUAUUGUUAGGCCUCCACUCGAGGGGUCCAUUGCAAAUAAGYUGUCCAAUGAGUUGCUAACGUUAGCACGUGCGGCUAUGCUGGGUGUGACAGAGGAUAGAGUGACCGGAAUUAAUGAAGUUUUGACGCCUGGGUURAAGGACCAGCGAGUUACACARCCGAAUCAGUCUUUGGUUUUAAACCGCGUCAAUUUUUUGGUAAGAAAUUGCGUUUUGAACCUAUCUUGUUAGGCACUGAUCUUAUUUCGAAGGACUCCCUGACAUUGGAUGGACUGCUGUCGUCAACGACAUCAGUCUGUCCCUCUGCAGGGGAAUUACUUGGACGAAUUUGCCCUUCCGGAGGUUUGCUUGCCGAAGCCUGAGAAGCCCUCCUCUCCUAGCAAGCCUUGGCGUCUAAGAUCACGGGUUGUGGCUACAUCCACAAGGCACAGAAAGACAAUUUAGCAAGCCUUAUUUCUGUACGACUCACGCAUAUCGUUUUCAGAAUGGAGUGCGAGCCGCCUCUGAAGAUCUCACUACUCCUCAAGGGCUGGCACCAAAUUUAUUCCAGAAUGGCCCCUCUGAAGACCUCUCCCACAUACCCUCAACCCGUGUCUUCCUUUUUUAAUGAUUUUUACCCUCGAUUCUCUGGACCCGUGUCGAAAACCGUAAUCCUGUGAAGUAGACCGCAGGCGCACUCAGUUCCGGUUGGCGGCCACAGUAGGGAGAGUGUCAGUGUCAGUUACCAAAAAGAAAUAGGGGUUCCUCUCGGUCGUUUUGGGCCGAAUUCGGACCGGCUCCUAGGUCUGUGAAGUGGAAGUUAGGUGUACUUCAGGAAUAGGUAGUAGUAGUAGACUGAAGUAGGAGGGGAGUUGGGUAUGCAUCUGGUAGUAGUCGGCUUAGACACUCGUGGGUUCUUGAGACUCAGAAGCGAAACCGGCUGAUGCUGCCGGGAUAACUCCGGGGUGAAUUGUGAGGUCCCCGGCCUCGUUUCAAGUGACGUUUUGAAAUGGUAUUGAAUGU